Molecule: messenger RNA, 934 nt
Organism: Musca domestica (house fly)
Lineage: Eukaryota; Metazoa; Arthropoda; Insecta; Diptera; Muscidae
Product: lectizyme-like
Exons: 1
Coding region: 47-889 (280 amino acids)
Biological process (GO): proteolysis
Molecular function (GO): serine-type endopeptidase activity
Source: RefSeq, a predicted model, not a curated record
CCAGCUCGCCAUCAGUCAGUCAAUUCAUAAAAAGUAGCAAAACGAAAUGAAAAGCUUUGUGAUCCUUUGUGUUUUGUUUGUGGCCGUUGCCACGGCCAAUGCUGGUCAUCUGCCAUCAUCAACGGUGGCUCAACGUUUGAUACCCAGCUUUGCAACGGGCUACAUCAUCAAAGGUGAAGAUGCCGAACCCCAUUCGGCUCCCUACAUUGUAUCGUUGAGUCGUACGGCCAAACAUUCCCACAUUUGUGGUGGCAGUAUUAUUAACAAAAAUUGGGUUCUUACGGCUGCCCAUUGCAUUAGCAACCCGGUGGGUAUGGGUGUGGUUGCCGGUCUCCAUAAGCGUACCAAUUUCGAUGAAAAAACACAAUCUCGAGUGGUCGACUAUGGUGUGGUGCAUGAACAAUAUGGCGGUGGUGUGGGACCCUAUGAUAUUGCCAUGUUACAUGUUUCGCAGCCCUUUGAAUUUACUGAAUGGGUGAAACCUGUUGCCCUGCCAGCUCCCGAGGAAAUUCAUGAUGGUGAGACCCAUCUAUAUGGUUGGGGUCAACCUAAGUCGUAUGUCUUUACCGCUGCCAGUACCUUGCAAACGGUGACUACCCAAAUUGUGGAAUACAACAAAUGUAAGGCCACUCUGCCCGCCGAUGCCCCGUUGCAUGAAACCAAUGUCUGCUCCGAUUCCUUGCAGCAGAGUAUCUCUGCCUGUAAUGGUGAUUCUGGUGGUCCAUUGGUCAAGGAAUUCGCUGACAAAGGUGAUGCCGAAUUGAUUGGUAUUGUCUCGUGGGGUUAUAUUCCUUGUGGUUUGGCCCAAAUGCCUUCGAUCUACACACGUGUCUCUGCCUAUAUUCCCUGGAUUGCCAAUGUACAGAAUUCCUAUUACAAAUCGCUUUAAGAGAUUUUGUAAAGUGCAAGCCUGAAAAAAGGAAAAAAUUUGUAA